Molecule: messenger RNA, 556 nt
Organism: Cimex lectularius (bed bug)
Lineage: Eukaryota; Metazoa; Arthropoda; Insecta; Hemiptera; Cimicidae
Product: out at first protein-like
Exons: 3
Coding region: 23-541 (172 amino acids)
Source: RefSeq, a predicted model, not a curated record
GACACGAGAGAAAAGAUGGCGGAUGGCCGUCUGUUCUGAGCAGUCUCUGUUCCCGUCUCUUAGUAUUUAUUCGGCCGGAAACGGUGACGUUUUGCAGUGUUUGCACCGGGCUGAGAGCGAGCUCUCAUCGGCCGAGGAUGAACCGUUGACGACGCGGCCGCUUCUCAGUUUUACCUCAGCAAUGUUCGACGGCAUUUUCAAGGCGUCAACUCUCGUCCAACUCUGCCUCGUCCUUUUUUCCAACGUGCAAACCCAGCUCCUCAUCAACGUCAAAAACCAGGGCGGCGAUGUUCUGCAGGAAACGAUCACUGCGAAUGUCACCGACGACACGGUGACCCUGGAAUUUCAGAGAUCCGACGGGACUCUCAUAACUCAACUUAUAGAUUUUCGAACGGAGGUCCAGAUCCUAAAGGCACUGGUGCUUGGCGAGGAGGAGCGUGGACAAAGUCAGUACCAAGUCAUGUGCUUCGUCUGCCACGUGAACAAAGAUGAAUUUAUAUCCUCCGACGCUAUGUCGAAACUCCGACAGGUAAGGAUCUGAACUUUUUCCGUAUUU